Messenger RNA from Oenanthe melanoleuca, 1233 nucleotides. Its product is annotated as collagen alpha-1(II) chain-like. Bases 1 to 1233 code for a protein of 410 amino acids. Lineage: Eukaryota; Metazoa; Chordata; Aves; Passeriformes; Muscicapidae. The record is from RefSeq and is a predicted model, not a curated record. The transcript has 2 exons.
AUGGGAAGAAAAACUAGUGUUCUACUCCGGAACCAGCAAGAAGCGACGCUGGAGCAGCGGCUGCUGCCAGAGCAGGGGGAACGAGGGGCGAGCGGGGCUGUGCCGGAGGGGCCGGCGCUGUCCCCGCGCUGUCCCCGCUCUCGCACGUGCUGUCCAGCAGCGGGCUCGCCUCGGCAGUGCCGGUACCGCCGGCCCCGGGGAUGCUGCGUGCCGGGCUGCGGGCGCUCCGAGGGCCCCCGGGGCCGCCAGCAGCACCGGCCCCGCUGCCACGGGCCCCGAGCCGGGCACGGCGGGCAGGGAGCGAGCACCCCCCGCCUCGGCACGCCCGGAGCGCCGCUGUCACCGCCCGCGCCGCCACCCCGGCGCUUCCCCGCCGCCGCGGGGCCAUCGCGCUCCGCUGCCCGCUGCACAGCCCAGCCGUGCGCGGGACGAGCACCGGGCCGGGAACGGGCACAGGCGAGCCCCAGACGGGCAGCGGGUUCCGGGCCGCCCCCUCCCCACGGCCACGGCCCCGGCCGCGGCCCCGGCCCCAGCCCCGGCCCGGCCCGGCCCGCCAGGCCCCGGCGCCCCCCACCCGCGGCCCCGCCGGGUCUGGGCCGCCCGCGCCCCUCACCUGCGCUAGGCUCGGCUCCGGGCCGGGGCGGGCGGGGGGCGCUCAGUCCAUGGGCCGGGCGGGACCGGCGGGGCGGCACAGGGCAAACACCAAAGAGAAUGAGCGGGGCGGUGCGGCCCGCCGGAACUGACGGCAGCGCGCCGGGGGCGGGGCCUCGGCACAGCCAAUCGCCAUUGGGCGGGCCCGCAGCCGCACCGCCCUCGCCGCGAGCCUGCCCAAUGGGCGCGCAGCCUGCCGGCAGCACCGCCUCCUCCGCCGCGACUACGACUCCCGUCGCGCUCCGCGCGGGCCGCAGAACGGAAAACUACAGCUCCCGGCGUGCCCCGCGCGGGGAGGGCGGUGCAGCUGCGUCCGCCGUCGCUUCCGGCCCCGCCCCGGCCGUUCCGGCGGCGGCCGUUCCCCCGCCCGCAGCCGGUGCCCGCACGGCCUUUCCCCGCUCGGACAGCGGGCACGCGGUAAAACACGUGUUGUCCUCGCAGCUGCGCGUGCCGGGAGAAGAAACGGGAGCCGGGCGGGCGCAGGAAGGCACGCACGGCAGCCCGGAACCGGGAGCCCAGGCUCCUGAGAGCGCACACAAACCUGACCAGGGCGUCUGUGGAGACAGCGACAACACCAGUUAA